Micropterus salmoides (largemouth bass) is the source of this 1868-nucleotide messenger RNA. RefSeq lists its product as uncharacterized. Bases 36 to 1325 code for a protein of 429 amino acids. The transcript is spliced from 8 exons. Lineage: Eukaryota; Metazoa; Chordata; Actinopteri; Centrarchiformes; Centrarchidae. The record is from RefSeq and is a predicted model, not a curated record.
UUAAAGUAACCUUUGCUGUGUCAUAUUGAAGGUCAAUGUGUACCUUUCUUUCAAUUAGAUCUGAAGAACAAGCCUUAUUUGAUGGCAUCUUCAUUGCAAAAGAUGAUGAAGUAGAAAGAUUUGUGGAUUACAUUCAUUCCAACACCAACCAUGUCUCUGGAAGAGGUGUCUGUGGAGGGGAGUGGUCAGCUGCCAGGGAAACUUCUCAGAGAUCCUCUAGUAAAAUUGAUGAGGAGGGACUUGAGCUUGCGGUCUGUCGACAUGGAGUUUUUCUCGGCGCUCUCAACAUGUUCAGGGGAGAAAUAUAUGCUUAUCCCCUCUACCUGCAGAACAAGCUGGCAAAUAAGUCAAUAAGCUUUUUUGCCAUGGAUGUAACCUGCAAGUACUGGCCCUACCUCCACAAAGUGACAAAAAGCUGCCCGGAGCUCCAGCACCUUCUGAGCAUGAAACCAUUCCUCUCAGUGUUUCAUGCCAAAGCCCAUGAUUUUAAAUGCGAGGUUAAAUGGAGUGGAGCUUACCAGCAAGGGGCCGGAUUGACACUUGGGGAGGAGGUUGAGCAGUGUAACGCCUUCCUCUCUAGGAUUGCUGUGACCACAAAGCACAUGUCCAAAGCAGGACGUACAGACAUGCUUACACUGAUGGCCAUGCGCUGGAAUCAGCAAAAGUUUAAUAACUUGGCUGCUUCACUUGCCUGCCGAUAUCAGAAGGCCGCAAAACGCCUGGAAAGCCAACUUCAGGAUCUGGAAAGCAUGAAAAUCCAGCUGGCAGUGACACAGGUUGAAGUUGAGGGCUGGGUCACUGAUAUUAAGGAGUGGGCAGAAGCAACAACAUCCCAAAAGAAUGCCGAUCUUGACGCGGUGACCAGUAGAAUGGAGGUGCUGGUGGCCAGCAUUAAAAGAAGGUCCCAGCGCCUUUACAAAGACACCGAUGGCAGCAAAGGUCGGAAAGAAAGAAUCGUCUUUGACAUCAUUCUCUCUGACGAGACAGUUUGGCCAUGGCAACUUUCACAUGGUGACGCUGUAGAUUUGAAAAUCAAGAGGAAGGCGUUUGAUGUUGUGAUGGCAAUAAGGAGACUUGAGGAGGAGAAGAAGAUUGUUCUUUCUGAGAUGGCAAAGCAUUGGAAAUCUCUCUCCACUCGUGCAGACACACUCAAGGAGAUGUCAUCCCAGCUUUCCAGUGAGGCAUUGCAAAGUGAGCUGUGGGCUCUAAAUGAAGAAGGGAUCGAGGGUUUCCUCAGCUUAACUUUGAGAAAGAAGCAAGAAGUCACCAGAAUGAUGAAGCAUGCAAGAGACUGCUAUGCUCAAGUUUUUGAUCAUAUUCAGUGAAAUCGACACUAUAAUCGCCCUAUUUCUGAUACCGUGGGGGGCAGAAAUGUUCAGUAGCACCUCAAUGCAGUACAUGAGAUCCACGGGGAGGAGUCGGAUCAAGAUCCAAGGGGUGGAGAUGGGUAGGAUUAGGGUUGGGUUUAGGGAUUAGGGGUGGGGUUUAGGGAUCAGGGGGCGGAGUUGGGUAGGUUUAGGUGUAUGUAAGGUGGGAGGAGUUGGAUCUGGAUCCGACUCCUCCCCAUGGAUUUCAUGUUCCGCAGUGAGAACCAUCUCGAAAUGUUGCUGUGGGGGGCCACCACGGUCAAAUCAACAAAGAGGAAACACUGUAAGUCAGAUAUGCUUGAAUAAUAGUAAUUAUCAUAUCUACAUGUUACAUUACAACAAUAAUAAUGAAUGUAGUUAUACAAACUGAAAUUAAUUUAAGAAACUGUUUUUCGAAUAGUCGUCUUCUGUUUAUGGUAGAACAAAACUAUGUGCAGAAAAGUUUACAGGAAGGUGUAAAUAUGUGUAUUUUACUAAUAAUAAUAAACAUAAUUCCACUGA